GUUUAGACCCCGCAAUGGGUAGACAUGGUUACAUCUUAUACACAUUUGACACAUCCAGUGGAAAGACAUACCAGAUUCCAAAGAAUCUCGAAAAGAGCUCUCAGUGUAACGCAAGUUGGGAAUUUUCUCCGCCUUCUCUCUAAACUCUUUCGCACCCCCUGGGUCGGAACUGUUUAGCACGCUUGCGUUCUUCGCUCUUGAGCAAUAAUCCACCGUUCAAUCCUUGAUUUCUCUCUUGUUUCUGGUUCGGAAUCUUCAGGGCUUUCUUAUCUGCAAGUUGGAUUGGAAAAAUCUGGGAUUUUUAGCUGGUUACGAACUUCUUGGAAGUUGCAGUGUUCUCGGACACUGUUCAUUCCCGAAAUAGAAACCUGCUUCGGAUCUGUUUUUGGACGGUUGUUUGGGGAAGAAGAAGGUUGUCUAGGGGUCGCUAGCCUCUGGCGCACCUCCCGAGCUUGGUUUCCGGCCACCCUUCCACCACCGUACCGGAGUUUGAAGAAAUCCGUUGUGGCGGCGCACUGUUCACAGGAAGGCGUUGACUUCGGUUUUUCUCCAUUUUUGGUCGUUCAAUCUCUGUUUUGACGCCACCAAUACAACCAUCUGCUCAAGGCGAAGCUAUUCGUACCUCUUUCACAAAGUUUGAGUAAGAUUUUCAAUUCUUCCCUCAUUUUCGAACUUUACUGUACUUGUGCGCAUGUACUUGUGAAUUUUGAUUUUGUGGGGUAGUUUUCUGCUUACUUUUUGUGGAUUAUUGUUACACCGUUAGCUUCGCCGUUCUGUGGAGAACAUUCUGUGAUUUUUUGAAAUUUUUCUGCUUAGUUUUGAGUUCAAGUGUUACUGUUCAUCUUCCCCAACGGGUAGCUGCUACAGUAAUCCUGCGAACCCAGACCUAAUUAGGGAUCUUUCAUUGUUUUGUUGCUUGUUUCCUGUGCAAACUAACCAUGGCAGGUUAUUAUACAAGUUGAGGGGCUUCUCCGAAACUUUUUUGGGUUUGUUUUGCACGUUGUUUGGUUAAGGAUAAGCAGUUUGAAGACAAAGUCAAGGACCUACUUGCCAAAAAAGCUGCGAUGGAGGAGGGCAAGAUGAAGAAGGCUAAUCCAAUGAAGGAGGUAUCCCCUUCUAUGGACCCUAUUUUUGCUAACUCUUCUGGGGCUUUUGAUAAGGUGCAGGGGCAUUCUGGAUCUUCAAUUGAUGUAGCCUCAAUGGGGAAUGAUGGAAACUUGGUUGGGACUUCGUCCAAGAUUGUGGCACCGGAGGGUGCUAAGGGGCAUGGCACCUUUGCCGCGGCAUCUACUAAAGCUGCGGCAUCUCCUCAAGCCGCGGCAUCACAGGCGUCCUUUGCUGAGAAGCUACUAGGGUUGGACUCCAACUCUACAAAUGUCGCGACAUCAGCUGAGCUCUCACUGGUUUGCAAGACUGUUGUAGACCCGGAUGCACCUAUCAUUGAAACUUCGGAUGAGAACAGCCCCCAUAACAUUGAAGAUCUUGAGGGCUCCAUUUCCCUUGGGUCCCAUGAUACUGAGUCAUUAUAUGAAGAUUUUGAGGAGGAACCUAUGACUUAUGUCUCUUUAUUUAGGGACAACCGGGAACCAUCCAAUGGAAUCAAGCUUGAAUUCUUCCCUCCUACCGGGGAGAAACUUGACUUUUCUCACCUUCAAGUACCAACCCUUAUUGAAAUAUGGGGCUACUGUUUGGUUGGCCACUUCUCCGGGAGGUUUCCAGGCCUUAAAGCUAUCUUUGGUAUGACGAAGAAAUGGGGAGUCCAAGUUGAUGUUAAAACCCAUAGCAAGGGAUGGGUUAUCUUCAAAUUCAAAAGCGACGAGGACCGGGUUAAAGUUCUUACCGAGGGCCCAUACGUCCUAUAUGGGAAAACUAUGUUUCUCAAGGCACUAUCGGAUGACUUCUCGUUUGAGAGUGAAGAGUUUUUGAAGGUACCGAUUUGGGUGAAAUUCCCAAACCUACACUUGAGACUUUGGCGUGCUUUGGAGAUGGGGAAAAUUGCAUCCCAAAUUGGGGUUCCUAUCACAACUGACAAGGUCACUCAAGAAAAGACGUUUACAAAAUAUGCACGGGUUCUUAUAGAAGUGGAUGUCUCUAAACCUCCAAUCCUUGAUUUUCCUAUUAUUCCUCCCUCGGGAAAGGAAUAUAUUCAAAGGGUAUUGUACGAGACGUAUCCAGAGUAUUGCUAUCAUUGUAAGGAGUAUGGCCACAACCCCUUUGAAUGUAAAGUGCUCUACCCGCAUUUGGCUACAACCAAGAUUGUUGCGAAUAAGGGCAAAGGAAUUGAAGCCGCGGCUUUGAAGAUGGGGAACAAGGCUACGGGUUUAGACAAGGGCAAGGGCAUUGCCGAGGACAUUGACCCCCCUUUCAAGGAGGUGACGCGUAGGAAGGGAAACGCCAAGGCAAAACUACAUCUCGCAACGGGCGUUGCUUCAACGUCUAACGCCAUGCUCCUAAGCCUACAACUUUCGAGCCGAAGCCACAACAAGCUAGGGGAGGUGCAUCAACGUCCAAUGCCAAGCUUCCAAAGCCUAUCGUAUCUAACCUUGGGGUUAGUAUUUCUAAGGAGCUGCUGGUUCCUUCCCUUAGCAUUAAGCCGCGGCCUAGUGUUAAAUUCUCAAAAGAACGACAUCAACUUAUGGUUAUUUCCAAGGACAAAGAUGGAAAAGAGACUUUGACUAAUCUUCCUAGAGGCUAUGUAGUAAGGAGUGUGCAUGAGAUGGAUUCUAAGGACAUUGUUACCGGUGUUUUUAUUGAUGAAAAAGGAAGGUCACUUGCUACUACUAUUGAUUUGGAUGAGCUGCCGGAUGGAGAAACCUUGAUCAAGGUGGGGGCUGACCUCAAGCCGGUCACAAAUGAGGAGGAUCCGGGUGUUUAUUUCACCCACAGUGGCUUAGUGAAGCUGCCCGGUGUAAAUCGGAAUGGAACGUGGUAUGACUUUGAACCUAAAGCUUUUAUUGCUAACACUUUUUCUUUCUUUGAUCCGUGUAGCAAGAACAAUGUUAGUUACUACAAGGAGCUAUUGAGGAGAGAAAGAAGGAGUGCAAGGAAGAGUGCAGCCGAGGGUGGAGGUCCCACCAUGGAUCUUUAUCUUACUUGAUGACAAAGUGUUUGGUAUGGAAUGUUAGGGGCCUAAAUAAGGCCUCUAAACAUAAUUUAAUUGCAUCUUAUAUCAAAUCAAAUAAUAUUUGUUUUGUAUGUUUUUUGGAAACUAAAAUGACUUUGGCCCAUUAAAUAACUAUAUUUCAAAUAAGUGGCCGGGUUGGAUUUUUGAGAAUAAUUUUGACUUGAUAAAUGGAGGGAGAAUUGCGGUCAUGUGGAAUCCAAACUUAAUUAAGGUUGAUUUUCUUGAAAGAGAUAAACAAUUCUUACAUGCUAGGUGUGUGUGUUGCAUUACACAAACCCCUUUCUUUGUGUCUUUUGUCUAUCCAUUAUACACGGUCCUAGAAAGGAAGGCACUUUGGGACCAUUUGAAUUUGGUUGGUGAUCAUGUGUCCGAACCAUGGAUGGUGUGUGGCGAUUUUAAUUGUAUUGUUACGCCCAAUGAAAGGGUGGGUCCUACCCCCCUACGGCGUAUGUAAUGCAACACUUAUUUGAUUUUAAGGUUGCCAAUAGCCUUGAAGAUGCACCCUCCACGAGGGAGUUCUUCACUUGGAACAAAGGCGCACUUUGGGUCAAAUUGGACCGUGUACUAAUAAAUGAAGUGUGGGGAAUCAAAGGCAUCGGUUGUAGGGUCCAUUUCCAUGAAAUGGAGGUCGAGUUUGACCAUACGGCAUCCGUAGUGUCAAUACUCUUAAACUCCUCUCCUAGACCCAAACCGUUUAAAUUUUUUAACAUGUGGCUUAAACACACUGAUUUUGCUAAUAUCUUAGCCUUGCAUUGGAGUCAGAAUUUUGUAGGUACGGCUCAAUUCAGGUUGGUGAAGAAACUUAAGGGACUUAAAAGGCCCCUAAAAAAUCUCAAUGCCGCGGAAUUUAGUCAUAUCUCUUGUAGGGCAAAGAGGGCAAAGGAAGAGUUCAAACGGUUGCAUAGAUUGGCACUUCUAGAUCCGGGGGAUCAAGAAAUCAAGGCCCAACUGUCCAUAGCUUCAAAGAAAGCCACUUUCCUAGGUGAAGCCGAGACAAUCUUCUUCCAACAGAGGGCUAAGGCUACGCACAUACUUGAGGCGGACAGGUGCACCAAAUACUUCCAUGCGAUCGUCAAGAGGAACCUGGCCAGGAAUGCUAUUUCAUCACUUACCUUGGAGGAUAGUACCCUUACCACCUCUUUGGAUCAAGUGGGAAAUUAAUUUGUAAAGUUUUUCAUUGAUUUAUUUGGAACUAAUGCCACUUUCCUGGACCUGGACCCAUUGGUUUUACCUUUGGGUCCAUCAAUUGAGCCUAGUGCUCAUGAGAGUCUCAUUGCCCCGGUAACAUCGUUGGACAUUAAAAAUGCCCUAUUUGAUAUAGGCAAUGAUAAGGCUCCGGGUCCGGAUGGAUAUUCAUCUGCCUUCUUCAAGGCCAAUUGGAAUGUUGUUGGGAAUGACAUAGUCCUAGCGGUUAAGGAGUUUUUUAGUUCGGGAAAGUUGCUAAAAUAGAUCAACCACACUGUCAUAGCGCUUAUCCCAAAAACAAAUCACUCCCCAAAAGUCUCGGACUAUAGACCCAUUUCGUGUACGAAUGUCCUAUACAAAGUUAUUACGAAAAUUCUUGCGGCUAGAUUAAUUCCGUGUCUUCCGGGAUUAAUUGAUCAUGCCCAAGGUGCUUUUGUGGAUGGCCGUCUCAUGAUUAAUAACAUUUUCCUUGCUCAGGAACUUGUUAGAUGAUACACGAGAAAGCGAAUUUCACCAAGAUGUAUGAUCAAGGUGGAUUUGCGUAAGGCCUAUGAUACUAUUUCAUGGGAUUUCCUUGAGGCGGUUCUCAAGGGCUUGGGCCUCCCUUUGAGAUUUGUGGGUUGGGUUAUGGCAUGUGUUACCACGGCGUCGUUUUCUGUUUCUCUAAACGGAUCACUAUAUGGGUUUUUUGAGGGAAAAAGAGGUAUUCGUCAAGGAGAUCCAAUGUCUCCCCUCUUAUUUGUGCUAUGCCUAGAAUACUUUUCUCGACUUCUUAACUUGAAAACCAAGAAUCCGAAUUUUAAAUUUCAUCCAAAAUGCGAGCCUCUUAAGGUUGUGCAUUUGGCAUAUGCAGAUGAUCUUAUGCUAUUCUCUAGGGGCGACAAGGUCUCAAUUGAAACUCUUGUCAAAGCUCUACAAGAAUUUGGGGACGCAUCGGGCCUUAGGGUGAAUUACAACAAUUCUAACAUCUUUAUAGGUGGGGUUAAUGAAUUUGAUCUACAAAACAUUAUGGAUAUUGUUGAUUUUGGGAAGGGUGAGUUUCCGGUUAAAUACUUGGGAAUUCCCCUUGCCCCUCUUAAAGUCUCGGUGGCACAAUAUGUCCCUUUGCUUGAUACGAUUUCUGACUUUUUGAAUGCAUGGAAUACAAAAUCUAUUUCUUAUGCCGAGAAGAUUGAGCUAAUUAGAUUUGUGAUCCAAGGGGUCCAAUCUUUUUGGCUACAAGUCUUUCCUGUACCACGGACCAUCCUGGAUCGUAUUGUUUCCAUUUGUAGAGUGUUCCUAUGGGGAGGGAAGUAUGCCAAAGUGGCAUGGGAUGAUAUCUGCCUUCCCAAAGGGGAAGGGGGCAUUGGUAUUCGUAAUGCCAAGGUUUGGAAUCAGGCCCUCCUUUCCCGAACGCUCUGGGAUGUCCACCUUAAGAAGGACACUCUUUGGGUGAAAUGGGUUAAUGGAAUUUACCUCAAGGGCUGAAGUGUGUGGGAUUUCAUCCCACACACCUGUGAUUCGACUUUCAUCAAGAGUUUGGCUAUAAUAAGGGACAAAAUCAAAGGUCAUUUUAAUAACCCGAAUGAUACUAUUAUGGGGUUAGCCUCUAGAUUUAUCAACGGUAAACUGAUUUCUAGCAAAAUCUAUGAAUUAUUGAGAACAAAGGGGACGGCUAAGGUAUGGAUGAGCUUCAUUUGGAAAUCUUACAUCCCUCCCAAAUUCUCGUUUAAUGUUUGGCUUGCGUUCCGGAAUAGGUUACCUACCCAGGAUAACCUUGAAUAUUUGCAUAUUGUGAAUAGAUGUGACCUUUGCAAGGGUGGCUUGGAGUCAAUGCCACACCUUUUCUUUGCUUGCCCUCUCACUUGUAGGGUAUGGGAGCACAUUAGGAUUUGGCUUGGGAUGACGCAUCAUAUGACCACGAUGUCUAGCUCAGUCAAAUGGAUCUUGAAGGACCACAAGGGAUCGAAGUUGAUGGGUAAAGCAGUUCGGGCUGCCUUUUGUGCUACUAUAUAUCACAUUUGGCACGCUAGGAAUGCUAAUCGAUUUGAUGACACAAACAAGAAUGAAGACGAACUAGUUGCUAAAAUUAAAAAUGUGGUAUAUAAGAUACUCUUCAACAUAUACCCGUGUGAGAUGAUUAAGUUUUGACGAAUGCAUUGGACUACAACUUGGAAGCCGUGGCAUAUGUGAAUUGUGAAGCCGCGGCAUGGGAGAACCUCUGAAGCCGUGGCAUGUGGAGCAGUGCGAAUGCAGCUUGCAUCACGAUUUCUUAGUUUUGAUUUUUGAAGUUAAAGGAGCACACAAUAGCCUCCUUUGGCUUUGGCUUGAUUUUUUGAUUUUUGGAAGAGCUAUGUGCGUGCACACUCGCAGCACUGAUUCUGAUUUUGUUUAGCCUCGGGCAUUGGGUAUAUUAUACUUAGGCCCCUGAUUUUUGUUUUUGGACUAGAUCGAACCAAAACCUCUCCUAACCCCUACGCUAGGUAGGGGGGGGGGGUUAGGAGAUCUAAAACCCAUGAUGUAUAGUUUUUCUUUGGGUGUUAAUAUAUAUUUACAUUUCAUCCAAAAAAAACAUACCAGAUUCCAAUGCCUAGGCUUCAAAAUUUCAAUCUCACCGAGGAUUAUUUUGAUUACUUAAUUCCUAUAGGCCACUUUAAGCUUUGCCUUUUGUGGCAUAGUGUCAGAAAGGGUAAUGUCCUCUUCUAUGUCAAGGUUUUUGUUUCUUGGUCCAAAAAAGGUGGAAUCUCCCACCCCAGGAGCCCCCCAUAUCCCGACCCGACAGGAUUUUGGGCAGGAUGUUAAUCACCGUGACUCAGUCGGUCCAAUGAUGGUAGGCCUUUUUCCCGUGCGCACCAGAGGCCCAGCCUUAUUUCAGGUUCUGUGACCUCCACACGGCUGCUGCGGGUUUCGUACCUUGGUCACUUGAUCCAAAUUUCCUACCACUGAACUAACUGAGCUACCCGUGCGGGUAAGGUUUUUGUUUCUCUGCGUCCUUUAAGGUGCACUCUUUUGAAAGAAGCUGUUUUGGGAGACAUUAAGCUUGAUCAACUUGAAAUAGUCAAUUGUCUACCUUUGUAAGUACUUUUCACCCUUUAGUUCAAAUAAGAUGUACUCCGGUUUUAGAUGUAUUAAUUUAUUUGUGUUCCUAGUGAUUCUUCUUUGUAUCCAACGAGAGCGGUGAAACAAUAUGCACCUACCAUAGCUGAAGUUAUAGCAGCAACACACAUCAAAGGGUAAUGUUUAGUUCAUCAUUAAGUUAAACACUUUUUUUUCAUACCUGUGAUCCCCAGUUAACCUUGAUUCAUACUAUAACGAAUUGAGUGAUUAUGGGCAUGUGGCUUAAGUGUGCAUACUGCGUUUUCAAGUAAAAAGCGGAAGCAGGCAUUGUCAUGAUGUACUCCUAAUUUACCAUAUUUAUGAUCUUGUUUUGUCACAGUUUUAAUAUUUUAUUUCUCAUUUUUUAAAUAAAAAUGAUUGAUUUUUAUCAUCUUGGACAUUUUAAGGUAUUGCACUUGUUUUGGUAUAUUUUUGAGUUUCAGGAUCAUUCAGGACAUAUAUUAAUAUCUGAAAAGAAAUAAAUAUUAAUCCCGAGUGAAGACGGAAAAAUCAUCAAAGUGAAGCGGGUCCUUACUUUAACUCUCAAAUGUUUGAUUAAGAGACCCGAAAUAUAUUUCAGAAUAAACCAGACUGUCCGCAAUAAAAUGUACCGGUUAACUGCUGACUAGUUAACUAAUCAAACAGUCAGUCGGUCAAUACAUGCACAAAAAUGAUGUUUGUACACACUCUUAUACACACUUUUGUACACACCUAUGUCUGUGAAAGUUUUUUUUUGUCUGUGAACAUCGAUUCACAGACAAUGUUUUGCAUAAACAAAAUAUUGUCUGUGAACCGGAUUCACAGACAAAAAACAAGCUUCACAAACAUUGUGUGUAUAAGGUAUGUACAAGGGUGUGUACAUCAAGAAUGAUUGAUACACGCAAAUGACGGAAAUCAGGAAAUGGAGCCAAGCCAAAAGUUGCCUGACAAACACUAUUCACUAUUCACUCAAUAGUGAAUAAAUACGUAGAAGAUAGAGCUCCCAAGACAAAGAAGAGAAAAUAAUGCGCUGGCAAGGACCUACUCAUUCGUACAAGCCUAUUUAUUUGAUCCAUAGCCAAUUCUCCAACCAAUAGCCUCAGCCCAUGUCAUUAAUUAUUUGCCUCCAUGAAGUCGCAUCAUCAUCAUCUUGAUAGCAUGACGAACACAGCGGUGAUGGACUUUUCGUACAGAAAUAAACAGAGCAAAAAGCUAUUCAUGGGACUGUUCUUUCGGCACCGAUCAUAUCUGAUGGAGAUUAGGAUAAUCAAUUUGCAAAAUUAUUAUUUCCUUCAGCAUUAUUCUUGAAUAAUAUUCAAGCUCCAAGAGUUCUUGAGUUGCCUAUAUAAAGGGCCAUUUGGAAGCUGCGGAAGCACACCAAUUCGGAGAGAAAUCUCCUUCUUCUCUUUUCUUUAGCUUUAGUUUAUAUUAGUAGCCAUAUAAUAAAAGUGAUUCUGCC
This is a messenger RNA of Cuscuta europaea, 8822 nucleotides long. The record is from the annotation of a GenBank genome assembly. Lineage: Eukaryota; Viridiplantae; Streptophyta; Magnoliopsida; Solanales; Convolvulaceae.